AUCAUGGCGUGCACCUGGUUUGCAGACAGUCUUGUCUACUAUGGGCUGAGCCUUAGCGUGACAAGUUUUGGUCUGGACAUCUACCUGACGCAGCUUGCCUUUGGGGCGGUGGAGUUACCAGCUCGACUUUGCUGCAUUUUCCUGCUGCAGUGGUUUGGGAGGAAGAAAACCCAAGGUGUUCUCCUGCUGCUGUCUGGCCUGUUAUGUCUUGUCAUCACUGGUAUCCCUGAAGCCCAGCCUGUAGCAACAACUGUCCUGGCCAUCAUUCGGGCCAUCAUUGGCAAAUUUCCAGCCACAGCCUCCUUCUCCACCUCCUACGUCUACUCCGCAGAGCUCUUCCCCACAGUUGUCAGGCAGACCGGUGUGGGGUUGUGCUCCAUGUCGGCGCGGGUGGCAGGGAUCAUGGCCCCACUGAUCCGCCUCCUGGGCCAGUACCACCGGGCCAUCCCCAUGGCCAUCUUCGGGAGUGCCCCUGUGGUGGGGGGUCUGCUCUGCUUCCUGCUGCCUGAGACCCGUGGCACCGACCUGCCAGAUGACACAGGGGCAGCCGCUCCCCAGCUGAGCAGAAGACUGGAAAUUUUGUCCAAGAGAGAUAACACAGAGAAUGGAGUUGACCUGGAGAAGAACAGCAACAAAUGCUCGGAGAGCAAGUGA
Molecule: messenger RNA, 654 nt
Organism: Antrostomus carolinensis (chuck-will's-widow)
Lineage: Eukaryota; Metazoa; Chordata; Aves; Caprimulgiformes; Caprimulgidae
Product: solute carrier family 22 member 13
Exons: 5
Biological process (GO): transmembrane transport
Cellular component (GO): membrane
Molecular function (GO): transmembrane transporter activity
Source: RefSeq, a predicted model, not a curated record